AUGCCAGCUAUACACUUGUUACUUAUAAUAUUCAUCAAAAUUGGAUAUCUACAUACGGAGUGUAUACUGGCAUUUAGAAUACCUAUAGAAAUUCGCAAUUUACAUACAUUUAAUAUAUAUGUUGGACAUAUUCCAUUUCCAGAGCGUUCUGGAGAAGGAAUUAAUUGGAAACAUCCAAAAGAUACUAAAAGACUUCAUAGAUAUCAUUUAAAAGCAAAGGGAAUUAAUUGUAUACCACCUAAUUUGACUAAACUGCAUCUUAGACGGAAUCCAAACCAAAUUGAACUUUUGGAAUCAAUUCUUUCUCUUCUAUAA
This is a messenger RNA of Babesia microti strain RI, 315 nucleotides long. RefSeq lists its product as hypothetical. The transcript is spliced from 3 exons. Bases 1 to 315 code for a protein of 104 amino acids. The record is from RefSeq and is a predicted model, not a curated record. NCBI's taxonomy places the organism in Eukaryota, Apicomplexa, Aconoidasida, Piroplasmida, Babesiidae.